GUACUCAGCCAUCUUGUGUAGAACUGAGAGAGAACCACACAACUCGAAUACAUAUCCCGUGCUGUCAGAGCAAGCAGAGAACUUCAAGGAAGUAUGGCUGAAACCCAGACACUCAACUUUGGACCAGAAUGGCUCCGGGCUCUGUCUGGGGGUGGUGGUGGCAGUGGCCUUGGGAGCAGCAGCAUUGUCGCCUCCCCGCCACUCUCACCUGCAUUGCCAAAGUAUAAACUUGCAGAUUACCGCUACGGGAGAGAAGAAAUGCUAGCACUUUAUGUAAAGGAUAACAAGGUCCCUAUAGACCUACAUGAUAAGGAAUUUCUGCCCAUUUUACAAGAUGAGCCCUUGCCACCACUGGCAUUAGUGUCUUUUACAGAGGAGGAACAGAGAAAUUUUUCCAUGUCUGUAAACAGUGCAGCUGUACUUCGGCUGACAGGGCGAGGCGGGGGUCCGAUAGCUGGGGCACCAAGAGGCAGAAGUACCUCAAGGGGUAGAGGUCGGGGAAGAGGAGAUGGAGGCUUUUACCAAAGAAGUUUUGAUGACGUGGAAGGGGGCUUUGGUCGUGGAGGAAGGGAGAUGCAUCGCUCCCAGAGCUGGGAAGAAAGGGGAGACAGAAGGUUUGAAAAGCCAGGUCGAAAAGACCCAGAUGCCGCUCCAGCACAUUUUCAGAUUAAUCACAUCCGAGCUAACUAUGAAGAUGUUGGAACAGGCCUGCCAAGGAAACACGACUUCACACGCUCGGAGAGUGAGAACUGGCGCACCUCCCGAGACGAUCAGAAUGGUGAGGAUGAUGAAGGGGGCUGGCGCCUAGCAGGUUCUCGACGGGAUGGCGAGCGGUGGUGCCCCCCAAGCCCAGAUGGGCCUCGGUCAGCAGGGUGGCGGGAACACCCAGAGCAACGCCGGCGGUUCCCAUUUGAUGCCAGAGAGGAGGAGCGUGGUUACCGGCGGCCACGGUCAGGCAGCGGCAGCCUGGAGGAUGAGAGGGACAGCCUUCCAGAGUGGUGUCUGGAAGACGCAGAAGAGGAGACAGGCACUUUUGACUCGUCAGGAGCGUUCCUUUCACUCAAGAAAGCCUCAAAGGAGCCCAUCCUGGAGGAGGCAGAGCUGGAUUUCAGACCCUUGGAAGAAUGUGAAGAGGGUCUGGAGGAAGAGGACAUUCACCUCAAGGAGACCAAAGAGAUGGAGACAGAGGUCAAGAGAGACACUGAUAGAAAAGAGGAGUCAGCCAGAAUGGAAGAGGAGGCUCCAUCAGCUUCUCCCCCUGCUCCAGAACCCCACACUCUGGCCCUGUCACUGCCCCCUAGCCAGCCUAGCAGGGCAGAAGAGCCUGAGAGGACAACGGAGCGGACAGAGCGACAGUCUCCCCUGGAGCCACGGCUAGAGCCCAUCAAAGCCCCCCUGCAUGUCCCCAUGACCAAUAGCAUGCUGGAGUCACUACCCAUGACCCACAUUGCCAACACUCUCACAGAAGUCUCUGCUCCAUCACCCACCAUCCAGCUGCAACAACAAAAGCCCAUGGAGGUUCCAGUGGUAAUGUCCAACCCCCUACCCUUCACCACCAGUGUGAUGGCUCCCAUUAGCCGGCCUGCCGCCAUGCCUCAUGACCAGGAUGAAGAUGAGGGACUGAAAAACUUUGAGCAGGAGGCAGAGAAGAUGGUAGCAUACUUACAGGAUGGCGGGGUUGAUGAUGACAGGCCAGCAGCCAAGAGCUCUGAGAAGCCGAAGACCGCAGGCCUGCCUCUCACUCAUGAAGCUGCUCUCAAAUGGUUCUACAAAGAUCCCCAGGGGGAGAUACAGGGUCCGUUCAGUAACCAAGAGAUGACUGAGUGGUUCCAGGCCGGUUACUUCACCAUGACUCUCUUGGUGAAGAGGGGCUGUGAUGAGGUAUUUCAACCCCUGGGAGAGAUCAUCAAGCUGUGGGGAAGGGUGCCCUUUUCCCCGGGUCCUGCACCUCCCCCCCUACAGGGUGAUGGUGAUCAGGAGAGGUUGAAGAGGCAGCAGGAGCUCACUGCCCUAAACCUUUACCAGUUACAGCAGCUCCACUAUCAAUACCUCCUCAGGCAGCAGUAUGCCCUGGCACAGCAAAAGGCUGCAGCUCUCAGUUCUGCUCCUCUUCAGCAGCAACAGCAACAGCAGCAGCAAAUCAACCUGCUCAUUCAGCAAUACCAGGUCCUCAAGAUGAGAGCAUCUGAGAGCCUCCUACCUCCUGUUACCCGAUCCCUGUCUGUGCCAGACUCAGGGUCUGUUUGGGAAAUGCAGAACACAUCCUCUCAGGCCUCCUGCACACCAAACCUCCAACAAGCUGCUCCUAGUACGUGGGAUGGCAGCAGUGUAUGGGAUCUACCCAUAGACUCCAUGGCGCAGGCUCCAACUAUCGAGCAGAUGCAACAGCUAGAAAAGGCAAAGGCUGCUAAGUUGGAGCAGGAGAGGCGUGAAGCAGAAGUGAGAGCCAAGAGGGAGGAGGAGGAGAGGAAAAGGCUUGAGGAGGCCUUGCGAGCCCGACAAGAGGUGGAACGCAAGCACCUGGAGGAAGAGGAGCGCGCACGGCAAAAACAGGAGGAGGCAUUGAGGAGGCAGCGGGAGCAAGAAGAGGCGCAGCGCAGGCAAAAAGAAGAAGAGGAGAGGCUGGCUCAGGCGGAGGCUCUCCGGAGACUAGAGGAGAGACGGAGAGAAGAAGAGGAGAGGAAGAAAAGGGAAGAAUUCAUCCGUAAACAGGAGGAAGAACGGAGGAAGCAGGAGGAACUGGAGGCUUUGAGGAGGCGUGAGGAGGAGAAGCGUGCUGAGGAAGAAGCUGCGGCUGCAGCAGCGGCGGCUGCCCUGGCCAGGCAGCAGCAGGAGGAACAGAAGAAGAGGGAGCAGGAGGCACAGCGACAGCAGGAGCUGCAAAGACAGAGGCAGCAGGAGGCCCUCCGGCGGCUCCAGCAGCAGCAUCAACAACAGCAGCUCGCUCAAAUGAAGCUCCCAUCCUCCUCAAAGUGGGGCCAGCAGUCAGCCAAUACCAUAAACCAGACGCAGAAUGCCCUGUCACUUGCCGAGAUUCAAAAAUUGGAAGAGGAAAGAGAACGACAGACGCGGGAGGAGCAGCGGCGCCAGCAGCAGGAGCUCUUGAAGCUGCAACAGCAGCAGGCCUUACAGCAGGCCCAGCAGCCACAGGCCAAGCUCUCUGGCUGGGGGAGCGUUGCCAAGCAGCCGGCUGCCACCAAGUCCCUGCUGGAGAUCCAGAGAGAGGAGGCCCAGCAGAUGAAACAGCGGAAAGAGCAGCAGCAGCAGCCUCACCCCACUGUCACCCAGCAAAACCGUGCACAGAACAGAACUUCCACUCUGAGCACCUCGGUGUGGGGCUCUGUCAGCACUGGCACCAGUUCUAACUGGGGUUCAGACUCUGCCAGUAUCUGGGGCGACACCCACAACUCUAACAUGGGCUUCUGGGAUGAGGCUGUGAAGGAGGCUGCCCAGAACCCUCCCCAAUCCAGGAAAGGCAAUGCCCAGAAGAACAACAAGGGCAAUGCCAACCUCAGUAACUCUGUGAGUGGACGGGCCAACAAGAAGGUUGAAGAAGAAGAGAAACUACUAAAACUGUUCCAGGGGGUCAAUAAGAGCCAGCAGGAUGGCUUCAUGCAGUGGUGUGAGCAGACCCUGCACACACUCAACACGGCCAACAACCUGGAUGUUCCAACAUUUGCAUCGUUCCUGAAGGAGGUGGAUUCGCCAUACGAGGUGCAUGACUACAUCAGGGCCUACCUGGGGGACACUCCCGAGGCCAAGGAGUUUGCCAAGCAGUUCUUGGAACGUCGUGCCAAACAGAAUGCCAACCAACAGAAACAGGCCUCGCAGAACCAACAGCAAGCCCUCAAGCAGCAGGAUUCUGUAUGGGGAGGGACGGUUUCUUCCUCACUCUACCAGUCCAACCACACAAGCCUCCAGCAACCGCGCUUUGAAACUGUUACCUCAGGGAAGAAGAAGAAAAAGCAAAAGAUGGUCCGUGCAGACCCAAGCCUUCUAGGUUUUUCUGUGAACGCAUCAUCUGAGAGAUUGAAUAUGGGUGAAAUUGAGACUGUGGAGGACUUCUAAGGGACUGCUGCCAACCAACCCCACUGACUAUAUCCCUUUUGAACAGCGUUCAUCUUAUCCUCACCCUUGUCCUGCCCCAGACCCUCCCACCACCUUCACAAUUUCCCCCCUUUCCAAAAACAAGCUCUGAUAAUCCCAAUUUAAAUCCAAACAGCCAUUGGAUGCAGGGGGAGUUUACCGAAAGUACCACCCAAUCUCAUGAAACCCCUUGAACAAAAAGGACAAGCAAAAAGACCAAUUCUAACAUCUGACCAGCCAAGUGAGCAACCAACAAAUGACCUCCCAGGUAUCUGAAAAUGGCUCCUGAAGGGUUCUCAAUGCCUCAGUCUGCCAUUGGCUGUUUAGUCCAAGCUUCAUGUUGCAUUGCUGAAUUUACACCAACAAUAAUGUCCAAAUUUGGUCUCCACAUUUUGUUUUGAGGUUUUUUUUUUGUAUGGGUACAGUGGUGGUAGGAUUAAUGGGAAAGGUUAGAGAGA
Molecule: messenger RNA, 4544 nt
Organism: Lampris incognitus (smalleye Pacific opah)
Lineage: Eukaryota; Metazoa; Chordata; Actinopteri; Lampriformes; Lampridae
Gene: gigyf2
Product: GRB10 interacting GYF protein 2
Exons: 29
Coding region: 94-4068 (1324 amino acids)
Biological process (GO): insulin-like growth factor receptor signaling pathway
Cellular component (GO): vesicle; proximal dendrite; membrane
Molecular function (GO): protein binding
Source: RefSeq, a predicted model, not a curated record